Molecule: messenger RNA, 1986 nt
Organism: Argiope bruennichi
Lineage: Eukaryota; Metazoa; Arthropoda; Arachnida; Araneae; Araneidae
Product: venom carboxylesterase-6-like
Exons: 10
Coding region: 48-1922 (624 amino acids)
Source: RefSeq, a predicted model, not a curated record
AAUGAAUUUUUUUUUUAGUUCUUCACUUCUCUCCGAAGAGAGCGAAAAUGCAUCCCCACGCUCUUUGCAACAUCAGUGCUUCAGUAUUUACUAUUGCAGUCGUGUUCGGAGUUCAUCUUUUAAUAUGUAUUUCGUUUGCGAAUUGUAUUGUAGUGGAUACAAUAUUGGGACCGUUUCGCGGUCAUCAAUAUAAAUCGCAUUCUACUUCAAUUUAUAUUUUUAAAAAUAUUCCUUACGCUAAACAGCCAGUUGGAGAGUUGAGAUUCCAGCUACCUCUCGAAUCUGAAUCUACGAAAUCUGAAAUUGAUCUGAAUAAUACACAGCCGGUCUAUUGCCCUCAAGUUUCAUCAUCUUACAUCAAAAGUUCCGGGCAUGGAGUGGUGGGUCAAGAAGACUGCUUAUUUUUAGACAUUUAUCACCGAAAAGAAAAAUCUGAAGAAAAACUGCCAGUACUUAUAUACUUUCAUCCUGGACGAUUUUCUUAUGGUAGCAAAGAAGAAUACAGAGCAGAUUUCCUGUUGAAAUACAACGAUAUGAUUGUAGUUAUACCUAACUAUAGGUUAGGCAUACUUGGUUUCUUAAGCAACCAAGAAUCUUCAAUGCCUGGAAAUUUAGGUUUAUGGGACCAAAGAAUGGCAAUGAAAUGGGUAUAUCAAAACAUCAUAUAUUUUGGAGGAGAUCCACAAAAAAUCACUAUUGCAGGUCACGAUGCUGGAGGAGCAUCAGUCGGAUUUCACAUUUUAUCUCCGCUUUCACACAGUUACUUUAAUGCAGCAAUAUCAGGCAGUGGAACAGCCUUAGAUCCAUGGGUCAUGAGUCAUUUACCUAAAAAUGCUGCAGUUGUGGCUACCAGUUUGAGAUGUCCAACGAACUACACAGAAAACAUGAUUUCUUGUUUGAAGAUGAGCCAACUGAAUGAUAUUUUGGAAGUUCAAAUGAAAUUAGACAAGGUUAUGUUUCGACCAACUGUAGAUAAGGAUGCAGAAUUACCCUUUUUACCUUAUCCUCCCCAAACGUUGUACUCAUUAGGUUAUCAAAAGAAUGUUAGUUUUAUUGCAGGAGUUACACAAAGGGAAGCCUUUGCUGAAGUUUCUAGUGAGUUUCCAACUGCUGUGAAAACCCAGCAUUUGGAUAAAAUCAUUCAGCAUCUUUUACAACCAUAUCUUCAGGACACAUCUUAUUUCCCCUUCAUAAUAAAAGCGGCAAAAUAUCAUUAUCUCAGAGGAGUUCAUGUCCCCACAUUUGAAUCCAUACAGCCACAAAUGGUACAAAUGAUGUCAGACUUUUUAUAUAAUAGUCCUCUACAGACUACCUUAAAAUGGCAUAGUAAAAAAUCAUCGAGUACGUUUAUGUAUGUUUUAAAUUACGAAGAUGAAGAUAGUGACUUAGAAGAUAUACUUAGUUCUGAAGAUGAAAUCAAAAACUUAGAUGAUCUUCAUACAGGGGAUGCAAGUUUUGUAUUCAAUAUUUCAUUUUUUAAUGAAAACAACUCUCACACUCCUAAAGCGAAUCAUGUUAAAAAAUUGCUCUGUAAUAUUUGGGGUAAUUUUAUAAAAGAAAGAUCUCCGUCAGUCCCAAAUUGGAAAAAAUUUACUGAGAAGCAUAAGAACUACGUGGAAAUUUCUACAACAAUUGGCGCAAAAAUAAAUUACAGACAGAAUGACAUGGAACUUUGGACGGUUUUGGUGCCAGAUCUCCAAAAUAUUCAAAAUAUUAGCAUCACUAUAGAGGAGGAAAGUCAAGAAUUUUAUGAAGAUACAGAUACUUUAAGUUAUGGAGUAGCAGGUCUUGCCAUUAUGUUGGGAGUUCUUUGUAUAGCUUUGGUAGGAGUAGUGAUUAUUACAAGAAGAAAAUUCACACAAGCCUCUCUUAUUCCAAUUACAUCUCACAGAGAAGAAGUGCAGUACAGUAGUAUUGAAUAAACUGCUUUCAUUUUUACAUUUUAUUAUGUCAUUUCACAAAUAAAGGAUCUCUUUUUGUUACGAA